Messenger RNA from Aspergillus oryzae RIB40, 984 nucleotides. RefSeq names its product intradiol ring-cleavage dioxygenase. Bases 1 to 984 code for a protein of 327 amino acids. The transcript is spliced from 2 exons. Gene Ontology annotation, molecular function: oxidoreductase activity, acting on single donors with incorporation of molecular oxygen, incorporation of two atoms of oxygen; iron ion binding. NCBI's taxonomy places the organism in Eukaryota, Fungi, Ascomycota, Eurotiomycetes, Eurotiales, Aspergillaceae. The record is from RefSeq and is a predicted model, not a curated record.
AUGCAUCUAUUUUCUACGCUCCUAACCUUGGCCUUGCUGGCCACUGCUAUGGCUCAUGCGGGGCCACACGAUAUCCUGAGUCGUAGCGAGAUCAGUCGUCGCUCCGCAAUGGGUUUGAAGUGUCGCGAGAACGUUUCCCAGUACCAUAAGCGGCGCUGGAAACGGAACAUCGACCGCCGCUGGCAUGGUCACAACACUACAUUCUCUGUUCACACCGAGGCACCCUACUUCGAGACUAUCCAGAACGACACUUGCGUGUUGACCCCCGAGGUCACUGAGGGACCCUAUGUCUACCCCCCCUCGCAAACGCUCCGCCGGGACAUGACUGAGAACCAGCCCGGUGUACCGCUGUGGCUAGAUAUUGGUGUUCUCGACAUGGCCACAUGCGAACCUCUCGAGGAUGUUCUUAUCGAUAUGUGGCACUGCAAUGCUACUGGAUCCUACUCCAGCUUCACGCACCUGUCGCCCAACACUCCUUUUGUCGAGCUCCUCAAUGAGCUGGGCAUCAAUGGGAGCGACUACAAAAUUGGAAUCACUGACCUGCACACCGAUAAUACUACCUUCCUGCGCGGAAUGUGGCCUACCGAUAAACAUGGUAUGAUGGAAAUGAAGACCAUCUUCCCUGGAUUCUAUGUUGAGCGUACAAUCCACAUCCACGUUCAAGUUCACACCGACUGGACUCUCCGUGAAAACGGUACCAUUGUCACAGGAAACGUCGUGAGCACUGGCCAGCUAUAUUUCGACGAAGCGCUGGCAGAGAAGAUCAUGUCUCUUGAGCCUUACGCCUCUCACACGCAGAUAAACCGUACCACCAACGCCGAGGACUCUAUUUUCCCUUACGACACGGCUGGAGGCUUCAACCCUGUGGUCGAUAUCGUGCCCAUGGAUGGAAAGGACGUAACCAAGGGAAUGAUUGGUUACAUUACCCUAGGUGUUGACACCAGUGCCAUUGAACAUGGUGACAACUAUGUGGGUGUGUUAUAG